This is a messenger RNA of Klebsormidium nitens, 1902 nucleotides long. The record is from the annotation of a GenBank genome assembly. Lineage: Eukaryota; Viridiplantae; Streptophyta; Klebsormidiophyceae; Klebsormidiales; Klebsormidiaceae.
AUGGACUCGGCCGUCUUGGACAACGGCCCCAGUUCCGCUUCCAACACUCCGACGCGCCGGCGUAUCCACGGCUUCUCCGACAAACACGUGGACGAAGCGCGCGCGUCGGGCUCGCUCCAGCGCGCAGUUUGGUCGAGCCUCGCGGAGAAGUCGUCGCGGCAAUGGACCCACACGUGGGAGAACACGGUCUUCUCCCCCGAGAAGAAGCUGGGCAACGUGCUGCUAACCACCGCUAACCACCUCCGGAGUGCGGCCAACCACGUGCAGGACUCGAUGGGUAGCGGGGGGAGCGGGUAUAAGGUUGGGGCGGGGGUUAAGACCGCGUUCUUGCUGUUGCUUCUGGUGGGGGUUGUUGGGGUUAGUUUGUAUGGAACGAAAGAGAGCGUUGAGGGGGAGUGGAGUGUGGGUGGAAGGAGGUUGCAAGCGGGAGGGGGUUUGAGGAGGGGACCGGAGCUGCCAAAACCAGUCCUGAGGAAAAAGUCAUUGCAUGCAAGGCGAUACCUAGCUGACAAAUUGCUCAUACCGGCACAAGACCCCGUGCCAGAAAGACUCAAACAGCUGGCGGGCAGCAAAAACAAAGCGCUUCGGAAGAUUCUGAUAGAUGGUGGCAAGGGGACGACAAACGGGCUGGACUCGUUGACUCCCCUCAACUCGACUUGCAAAGAUGGGAAGAGACUCAUCGUCGACCCAGUCCUUCCGGAGAGCAACGGUUAUCUCAUGGUUCAGCUAAACGGGGGCCUUAACCAGCAGAGGGCGUCUAUCGCAAACGCUGUCGCCGUUGCGUGGAUGCUGAACGCGACGCUAGUGCUCCCGUCGUUAAGGGAGAACGCCUUUUGGCAAGACAACAGCUCGUUCGCCGAAAUCUUCGACGUCGAACACUUCACGGACGUUCUUUCGGACACCGUCCGCGUCGCGUUCCAGCUGCCGAUGCCGCUCCAGUACAUCAAGGCGACCAAGAUCGACCCGCCCGCUGACGCGAGCGCCGAGUACUACCUGAAAGAAGUGCUGCCGGUGCUAAAAAGAGAACAGGUCGUCACGCUCAGGCCUUUCACCGACAGGUUGUCCCACACGGACGUCCCACCCGUUACGCAGUGGGUACGUUGCAAGGCCAACUUCGAAGCCCUUCGAUUGGCGCCCGCGCUCGAAGAGAUCGGGCGGCGCAUCGUGCAACGGCUGACGUUGUACGGACCGUUCGUGACGAUCCACCUGCGCUUCGAGGACGACAUCCUGGCGUGGUCCGGCUGCCGGUAUGACGUCAGCAGGAAGGAGCAGCAGAAGUUCAAGGACAUGCGCAAGAUGCUCGGGUGGUCGUACCGGGAGGAGCUGGGAUCACCGGAGGAGAAGCGAAGCGAAGGGCAGUGCCCGCUAACCCCGGAGGAAAUCGGGCGGUGGCUGCGCGGCCUCGGCUACUCGUCGCACGCGCAGAUCUACCUAGCGUCCGGCAAGAUCCACAACGAAGAGGAGUCGCUAGCCAAGCUGCGGACGAUCUUCCCCAAUCUGCGGCGGAAAGAGAACGACCUCAUGAGCCGCGAGGAGAUGGAGGUGUUCGGCGGGCACGCGUUCCAAAUGGCAGCGCUCGACUUCUACGUUGCCGCGCACAGCGACGUCUUCGUGGCCCCCUUCCCGAGCAACAUGGCGGACCUAGUGGUCGGGGAGCGCGUUUACACUCGGCGCCCCGGGCAGGUGCUGGUCCCCGAGGACCGCAAGGAGCUCACCCGUCUGCUCGACGACACUGACCUCAGCGAGGACGAGUUCGCGGCGCAGGUGAAAGCGCUCCGCAAGACGUCCAUGUCGAAAUUCGGCCCCGAGGGGCCGGUGUACAGUAACCCGCAGAGACCCGACUCGGUUUACGCUAACCCAAGGAAGCACUGCCAGUGCGACGACUCGGUUUCAGAGAUGUAG